Messenger RNA from Drosophila bipectinata, 1518 nucleotides. RefSeq names its product lipase 1. Lineage: Eukaryota; Metazoa; Arthropoda; Insecta; Diptera; Drosophilidae. The record is from RefSeq and is a predicted model, not a curated record.
UAUAACCGAUAAGCAGCACCAAAGCGGAAAGCACAACAAAUAAAUAUUAUUACUGCUCUUUAGUAGCCAGUGAGUUGGGAUUGAGUCGGAUUUAGUCACGGAUCGAGCGCCAUGUCCCACGCGAUCGGAUUUUUUACGCUUCUCUGGAUAUUUAUGGGCGAGUGCAUACGGAUUGGAGUUCUAGGUGGAUAUGCGGAGGAUAACUACCCUGCGAGUGUCCUGGAAGAUGCCCAUCUGACCACUUUGCAACUCUUGACAAAGUACAAAUAUCCUGGGGAGUCCCAUCAAGUCACCACCGAGGACAAAUAUGUAUUGACGCUUCAUCGAAUUCCGCGGCCAGGUGCCAAGCCUGUGCUUUUGAUCCACGGACUGGAGGACACCUCCUCCACCUGGAUCUCAAUGGGACCGCACAGCGGUCUGGCCUACUACCUCUACGAAAAUGGCUACGACGUCUGGAUGGGCAAUGCCCGGGGCAACCGAUAUUCUCGAGGUCAUGUCAAACUCAAUCCAAAUACGGACCGGGCUUUCUGGAGCUUUUCCUGGCACGAAAUCGGGAUGUAUGAUCUCCCGGCCAUGAUCGAUGGUAUUCUGGAGAAAACGGGCUAUCAAAAGUUGAGCUACUUUGGCCACUCCCAGGGCACCACCUCAUUUUUCGUGAUGACCUCCAGCAGACCGGAGUAUAAUGCCAAGAUUCACAUCAUGAAUGCCCUGGCUCCGGUUGCCUUUAUGGGAAACAUGAAAGCACCGCUCAUAAGCAUCGGUCGCAUGGGGAUCAAUGUUUUAGGAGGCUCCUACGAGCUGUUUCCACACAGCUAUAUAUUUUUCAAUCAAUGCCUUACCUCUGCAGGAAUGAUGAAAACCUGUCUUCGCUUCUACUGGCAGCUUGUGGGCAAGAAUCGAGAGGAAUUGAAUAUGACCAUGUUUCCAGUGGUUUUGGGUCAUCUACCAGGUGGCUGCAAUGCCAAGCAGCCCCAGCACUAUAUCCAACUGCAAUCCUCCGAUCGUUUCUGCCAAUAUGACUACGAUCCCAAGGAAAACCAGCGGAUAUAUGGACGCUCCUCGCCACCUGAUUAUCGUCUGGAGAAGAUCACUGCUCCAGUGGCCCUGUUCUAUGGAAGUAACGACUACUUUGCGGCAGUGGAGGAUGUAAAGCGGUUGGCCAAGGUGCUGCCCAAUGUGGUGGAAAACCACUUGUUUAAAAAGUGGAAUCACAUGGACAUGAUUUGGGGCGUUAGUGCCAGACGGACGAUCCAGCCCAGGAUGCUGAAACUAAUGCAGUAUUGGGAAUCUCACGGAGGUGCCAAUCAGAACAAAACGAAUGCACCUCCAGAGAUGGAGGAAGAAGAGGGUACUACAGAGUUAGUACUUGAAACCUCAACUACUAUUACUUCUGAGGAAACCACUCAGAGACCCGGAGUUGUAGAAGAAAAGGAUGAUGUUCAGGCGACUGAUGAAGGAGACCAUGAAGAAGCAAAGGAAUCCUUGUACGAAACUACCUAUUCCCCUGUGGAAGAGUAA